AUGCCGCUCCCGCCUAGAUAUCGUAAUACCUGCCUGGCCACCUCUGUCUUUUUGACGGCAGAUUUUGAUCCCAUCGCUCAUAUCAAUGUCCUCCCGGCUGGAUCAUCUCAACAAUUGACACAGCCUCCUUCUAAUGAUGCUAUGGCCACCGGGCCCGGCUGUAUUGAACCAAUCAUAAUCGACGGCCUGCUAGAUGUCGCUGUGGACGAGUAUACUGAAUGGCAGCAAUCGCGGGUGAGCAACGAGGCUUUCAGGGAGAACAUCAACAAAGCACGCGAUAUGACCCUCGAAAAUUGUCUCGAUCUUAUGCAGAUUUACGAGGAUCAAGACCCAGGUUUCUUAAGCACGGCGUGA
Penicillium roqueforti is the source of this 354-nucleotide messenger RNA. RefSeq lists its product as uncharacterized. Bases 1 to 354 code for a protein of 117 amino acids. Lineage: Eukaryota; Fungi; Ascomycota; Eurotiomycetes; Eurotiales; Aspergillaceae. The transcript has a single exon. The record is from RefSeq and is a predicted model, not a curated record.